CUUCUGCGGAGGCAGCGGGGCGGGGGCCUCCCCGCGGCAGGGGCCGCCGGCCGAGCGCCCCGGGGGCUGGUCGGGCGGUGGAGACGCCGCCGGGCCUUUCCCCUCUGUAGCCGCUUGUGCCCUCCUUUCUUUGGGGCGAGGACGUGCUGGCAGGGCGAGAGGAACCGAGGAGCUGAGACAGCGCCGCGCCCCCCGGGCGCUCCGCACCGCCGCCGGGCCCCCGGCCCCGCACCGGCGCCGCGAUGGACCCUUGCUCUUCGCUCUUCAGCUACGUGUUAAUGCACUUGUUCGUCCUCUGCCUGCAAGCCCAGGUAACUGUUCAGUCCCCACCUAAUUUUACACAGCAUGUGAGGGAGCAGAGCCUGGUGACAGAUCAGCUCAGCCGGCGGCUUGUCCGUACCUACCAGCUGUACAGCCGGACCAGCGGGAAACAUGUGCAGAUCUUGGACAACAAGAAAAUCAAUGCGAUGGCAGAGGAUGGGGAUGUGCACGCCAAGCUCAUCGUGGAGACAGACACCUUUGGGAGCCGCGUGCGUAUCAAGGGGGCAGCCACAGGUUUCUACAUCUGCAUGAACAAGAAGGGGAAGCUGAUUGGCAAGAGCAACGGCAAAGGCAAGGACUGCGUCUUCACGGAGAUCGUGCUGGAGAACAACUACACGGCGCUGCAGAACGCCAAGUACGAGGGCUGGUACAUGGCCUUCACCCGCAAGGGCCGCCCCCGCAAGGGCUCCAAGACCCGGCAGCACCAGCGGGAGGUGCAUUUCAUGAAGAGGCUUCCCAAGGGCCACCAGACCACCGAGCCCCACAGACGCUUUGAGUUCCUCAACUACCCCUUCAACCGGAGAAGUAAAAGGACUAGAAACUCCAGCUCCAGAGCGGGCCCUUGAUGUGCCCGCCCCUGCCUCCUCUGCCUGCAUCUCUCCUGGAGGAUGCUCCUCUGAGCUUGGUGGACUAUAUGUAGAGACUUUCCCAUAUGGGUAUUAAAGAAAACAAAA
Messenger RNA from Taeniopygia guttata (zebra finch), 995 nucleotides. It is a transcript of the gene FGF8, whose product is annotated as fibroblast growth factor 8. Lineage: Eukaryota; Metazoa; Chordata; Aves; Passeriformes; Estrildidae. The record is from RefSeq and is a predicted model, not a curated record. Gene Ontology annotation, molecular function: growth factor activity.